Molecule: messenger RNA, 2177 nt
Organism: Osmerus eperlanus (European smelt)
Lineage: Eukaryota; Metazoa; Chordata; Actinopteri; Osmeriformes; Osmeridae
Product: gap junction alpha-9 protein-like
Exons: 2
Coding region: 189-1670 (493 amino acids)
Biological process (GO): cell-cell signaling
Cellular component (GO): connexin complex
Molecular function (GO): gap junction channel activity
Source: RefSeq, a predicted model, not a curated record
AUCAGCUGGAGAGUGCAAAUCGUUGCUCACAACAACAUUUCAAGUUUAACUGAGAAUUAUUCACGAGAGGAUAAAGCACUGACCAUGACCCACACACCCUUGUUUUGGAUUCAACAUAGUCAUAUCUACAUUUUAUUUCCAAAAUGAAAGAUUUUUCAUCAACCUAAUUUAGAAGUACCUUUGUGAAAAUGGGAGACUGGAACUUUCUUGGUGGGAUUUUGGAGGAAGUGCAUAUCCACUCCACCAUGGUGGGCAAGAUCUGGCUGACCAUCCUGUUCAUCUUCCGGAUGCUGGUGCUGGGCGUGGCGGCAGAGGACGUGUGGAACGAUGAGCAGGCCGACUUCAUCUGCAACACGGAGCAGCCGGGCUGCAGGAACGUCUGCUACGACCGUGCCUUCCCCAUCUCCCUCAUCCGCUACUGGGUGCUGCAGGUCAUCUUCGUGUCCUCGCCCUCGCUGGUCUACAUGGGCCACGCCAUCUACCAGCUGCGGGCUCUGGAGAAGGAGCGCCACUGUAAGAAGGCGGCGCUGCGGCGCGAGCUGGAGGGCGUGGACGUGGAGCUGCUGGAGGUCCGGAGGAGAAUCGAGAGGGAGAUGAGACAGCUGGAGCAGGGGAAGCUGAACAAGGCUCCUCUCAGGGGCUCACUGCUCCGCACCUAUGUGGCCCACAUCGCGACCCGCUCAGUGGUGGAGGUGGGCUUCAUGACGGGCCAGUACCUCCUGUACGGUCACCAGCUGGGUCCUCUCUAUAAAUGCGACAGGGAACCUUGCCCAAACGUGGUGGACUGCUUUGUCUCUCGGCCGACAGAAAAGAGCGUGUUCAUGGUGUUCAUGCAGGGUAUAGCAGCCGUGUCCUUGUUCCUCAGCCUGCUGGAGAUCAUUCACCUGGGCUACAAGAAGCUGAAGAAGGGGAUCCUGGACUUCUACCCUCACCUCCAGGACGAACUGGACGACUACUACGUGAGCAAGUCCAAGAAGAACUCUGUGGUUCAUCAGGCGUGUCUGGGGACCUCUGGGGGGUGCAAGGCCACCAUUCCCACUGUGCCCAGUGGCUACACCCUCCUGCUGGAGAAACAAGUGAACGGCCCCCACUACCCCCUCCUCAAUGCCUGCUCCGCCUUCGUCCCCAUACAAGACGCCCCCAGAGCCAAACCAGGAUCAGACACCAAAGAGGUGGUGAUGCCCAGUUCUGUGGAGCACAACAGCAACUCCAACAACACCAGCAGUGAGGCCCAUUCCCCUGCUCCGGACAAGCACCACCCCCCUCCCUCCCACUGUGAGGAUGUGGAGUCUGGGAGCCCUGAGUACCCCACCCUGCCGGUGGCCAGCGCCUCAUCCUGCCCCAGCCUGUCAGGCUUCACCAGGAAGCCACGGAGGGAGAGCGCGCCGUGGAACUGCACCACGGUGGUGGAGGGGAACGGUUCAGACAGCGGGGACUCUUACCCAGGGAACAUGAAGCCUCGCUGCAGCUUCGCAGCCAGCCGGACCAGAGCCUUCUCUAAGCCCGACCUCAAGAGACUGAAGAGGGCCCAGAGCCCAGACUCUGCCGGGGAGCAGAGCUCUGCGUCUCAGCACAGCCGCGACAGCCCUGCCACCUUCUCUCCGAACUGCAGAGUGUCAUUGGCAAGUAACGCCAGCAGCAGGCGAGCCACAACCGACCUGCAGAUCUAAGCGUUAGUUAAUUAUUCUCAUAAUGCCAACAAAAACUUGCAGCACUGUCAGUAUGUUUUAAUGGCUAAUUAACAAGAUUUCACACUUCUGACAAUUAUUAUGAGGGGUUCAUCUUCACAGUUGUGAGGUAUAUUGUUUUCGAUAAAAGCCGCAAUGUAUCGUUAUACACAAAUGUUUGAUAUAGCUGGAAAGCACCACUAGUGGCCCCGACUCCAUGUUGUGCAGUCUAGGCUUCCAAAACAACACGUGCAGAGCAGUGGAAAAAUAGGAGCAGAAAAUCUAUAAUCCAGCUUUAGGCAGUCAUUUGCUAUUAUGUAACCCUGAGGUCUAAAUUAUAUAUCAUCAUGUGUGUGAUGUCAAUUUUAAACUCCAAUCAAGAGAAAAUUACAACCAGUUUUCUCAUCACAUUGACGUACACAUAAAUAGGUUUGUGAUAUUAUGAAGUGCUGAGAAGAUUCCCCAUCCUACCAACAAGUUUGGGCCUUUAAAUUGACAAUAUUGUUGUUG